Molecule: messenger RNA, 435 nt
Organism: Hydractinia symbiolongicarpus
Lineage: Eukaryota; Metazoa; Cnidaria; Hydrozoa; Anthoathecata; Hydractiniidae
Exons: 2
Coding region: 1-435 (144 amino acids)
Source: RefSeq, a predicted model, not a curated record
AUGGUGGACGAUUUUGACCCUGCUACUCCAGUUUCUGGUCCAACUGUGUGUUACGAGUGCCUAAAGAUGGGACCCAUGCCACCUCCUGUUGCUGGUCCUCAAGAAAAGCAAGUAAAACCAGGAAAGAAAAUAGAUCAUAAAACGAAAGUUAUUACUGAAAUAGAGUACCUCGCCAAGUUAAAGAAAAUAGACGAAGAAGCAAAACAAAAAGAGGAGAAACGUCUCAACAGAAAAAGAACUCAGCCAUCUGUAGCAGGAAAAAGACCUACAAUAAAGAAGAAAAUCAAAUUUGGGAAAGGUAAUGGAAAUGACAGCAGUAUCGAAGAAAGUACAGAUGAAGAAGAAGAAGAAUCAACAGAUUCUGAUGAUGAAAACAGUAGCAAUGAGAGCGACAAUAGUGAUGACAGCAGUGAGGAAGACGAUGAGAGUCAAUAG